Messenger RNA from Cyprinodon variegatus (sheepshead minnow), 4288 nucleotides. It is a transcript of the gene gpr61, whose product is annotated as probable G-protein coupled receptor 61. Gene Ontology annotation, cellular component: endosome; plasma membrane; signaling receptor complex. The coding region runs from base 378 to 1790 and encodes 470 amino acids. The transcript is spliced from 2 exons. Gene Ontology annotation, biological process: G protein-coupled receptor signaling pathway. Gene Ontology annotation, molecular function: G protein-coupled receptor activity. The record is from RefSeq and is a predicted model, not a curated record. Lineage: Eukaryota; Metazoa; Chordata; Actinopteri; Cyprinodontiformes; Cyprinodontidae.
AGUAUUUUCUCUCACAUCUCUGCAUUCUCAUGUAAAACAACAAACUAUAGAAAAGACAGUUCGUUUUCAACACUGUCUCAUAAGUGUUGCUUGUCCGUUGCUGCAGGGUAGUAAGAAAGCUGUGCAGUGACAGAUCUUUGCUGAAUGGGAUUAUCAAGAGAGGACUUCUUUAGUUAAGAGCGUAUCUACAUCAAGGUUAACAUCUUAACCAUCAUCCAAACUCCAGAUACAAGUCCACUGGGUUCAGGGCCUGCACGCUUUUAGCAACUAUGGCAAAAACCGACGGCUGAGCCUCUCGGAGACCCCCUUCAACAGAGGAGGAUGGGUGAUGGACCCGUAAAAUUCAGCAAAUUCCCUCCUCUUCAUUUCAACCUCUCAUGGAGAAUCCCAUCAGACCAAGGCCCUCCUGGAACAACGCGUCCGCAUCCACAUUCCAAAACUCUUUUCAGCCAAAUGUGUCUAAUGUAAUCAGGCAAAACGGAACUGCUGCGAAUGGGAUAGAUCUGAAUCAGACCUUGGGGCUUUGCGCUAUGCUCGUCAUGGACAUUCUAGCAAUUGUGGGGAACUUGGCUGUGAUGAUUGUGAUCACUAAAACACCACAGCUGAGGAAGUUUGCCUUUGUGUUCCACCUCUGUCUGGUGGACCUGCUGGCAGCACUGCUGGUGAUGCCUCUGGGGAUGCUGUCAGACCGUAUUCUGGAGGAUGAGGCUCUCUGCCGCAGCUACCUCUGUCUGAGUGUUUGUCUAGUGAGUGCUGCCAUCCUCACCAUCUGUGCGAUCAACGUGGAGCGGUACUACUACAUUGUCUAUCCCAUGCGUCAUGAGGUGAAGAUGACUGUUGGGGUGGUGGUAGCAGUGCUAGUUGCAAUCUGGAUUAAAGCUCUCAUCAUGUCAAUGUUGCCCUUGCUAGGAUAUCUGCUCCAAGGGACUCCCACUGUGGGGACUCCUGGAGUCCUAGUUCCCAGUCAGAGACACUGUUCCCUCCACUGGACUGGAGGAAGGACCACACGACUAAUUUUCAUGGUUUUCUUUACUGUAAUCUAUUUUCUGUGCCCUAUGCUGAUCAUUUUGGUGGUCUACUGCAAUAUGUUCAAGGUGGCCCGAGUGGCAUCCAUGCAUCGUGGUCCAAACCCCACUUGGGUAGAAACUUCGAGGCAACGCUCCGACUCUGUGAGCAGCCACUCCACCAUGGCAGCAAGCCUUGCAGGCACUGGAGCACGUGCAACUCCUCAAAGGACCUUCAGUGGCGGGAAGGCCGCAGCAGUUUUGGUGGCAGUCGGAGGUCAGUUCUUCUGCUGCUGGCUGCCAUAUUUCUCCUUUCACCUCUACUCGGCUGUCAUUUCAACCUCUCCGGCCUCCCUGAUCCAACUGGAGGACGUGGUCACAUGGAUUGGCUAUUUCUGCUUCACCUCCAACCCCUUUUUCUAUGGCUGCCUGAACCGACAGAUUCGAGAAGAGCUGGGCCGCCACCUGGCUUGUAUUUUCAAAAAGGCCGCACCAACAGAGGGAGAGCAGCUACCCAGCCGUGAAGCCUCCAUCGAGGAGAACUUUUUGCAGUUCCUUCAGGGCACUGGAUGCAAUCUGGAGCCCUGCAACUCUCACAGCAGAGUCACCCCAGAGGAGGCAGGAACUGAGGGUCUUCAGGAAUCAGCUGUUGAGCAGAACACGCCAGCUGACUUCCAUGUCCCAGGGCAGAUCCUCGAGGAAACGGCAGAGUUCAUGCAGCAUCAACGGCUAAACAAUGAGCUUUGUGUAUUGAAAAACUGCUGCAAGACUGUGCCAGAGAUAUAGCUGCCUCAUAUACUGUUUCUUGCACCAAGUAAUAACACAAUGACGAUUUUUAGUUUUAUUCAUAGUGUUUGUUAUUUAUGUGGCAACAAUUUCUUUGGGCAAUAAAUCCAGGAGACAGCAAGAUUUGGUUUAAGAGUAUGCUUUUGGUUAGAACUCUAACUCUUAAAGACUUACAGUUUGGACUUUAAUGACUGCCACUUUACGUGUUUUGGGCGUCAUAUGGUGUCAUGCAGUUUUUGCUCUGCGUCACAUAACAUUUCAUGUUUUGGUUACAGUUCAAGUGAAGUGAUGAUCUUCAUAUAAACAUGAAGAGGCUCUCAAACAUGGCUAGAAGGUAAAUCAGGGAAAGAGAUGUUUUAAAUGCUGAGUGACUGCUGUAGUUUUCAGAAAUGUGUUUUAUUUAUGAAGUGUUUAACAUCAUUAACCCUACAGAGAAACAGACUGAUAUCAGUGGUAACAGAACUAAUGCACAAAGAAAAGCACUAUUUUCAAAUGGAAAACAUUGCAUUUCUGUACUUAUUUGUUGUCCUUCAGAUCCUUUUAUUUAAAGUUUUUAAAUUUUGAAAUAAGAAGGAAACUCAUUGACAAUUAGAUCCAGUUAACUCAGAAAUAAAGAGCUAUGAAAUAACAAUUCUCAAGCUUUGUUUAAAUUAUUUUUUUAAGUACUGCUUUAAAGUAGCCUAUGCUGAAAUUAGCAAAACAUGACUUGAACAAGGAUAUAAACAAUUUUCCCUCAUAGCUCUGCUUUAAAGCUUACUCCAGAGUUGAAUGUUUUGUGUUUGUGCUCAUUAGCUAAGUUGGGGUUUAUGUCAUGCUUAGAUGGAAGUUCUGACAUUAUAUGUUAAUGGAGCAAAACAUUAGUAGCAAGGUUGCUUGGGUUCACUGUCUUCUCCUACAUCAUAGUGAGUUUGUUUUUAUCUUGCAAUUAAAUGACUGCAGAAUUUCCUUUGAGUACAGCUUAACGCAGCCCAAUAACAGUGUGAAUACCAAAGGAUUUAAACAAUUGAAUAAAAAUAGAAAACAACAUAAAAAAGCAACAUAAAAAGCAAAGCUUACCAGUUUUAAGAAAUACGUUUUUUACUGUUUUCAUCAUGAACUUAUUUUAUGUUUUUAUUUAAAAAAAAACAAGGAAUUAAACAAUGUGAAAGGCUUUAAAUAAAAGUUUUGUGUCAACGUUUUGAAACUUUUAUUAAUUAAACUUUUAUUAAUUAAACUUUUAUUUAUGAACAGGAUUGUUUCACAGCUUUGUCUGGUAUUUAUAAUAAACAGCCUGGCAGUGUAUUUUUAGUCAUUUUCCAGAAUCUUAUUAUCAUGUUUAUCUGUUCUUAGUCUUGUGAUUAUCACCUCUUCACCAAAAUGGGAAACUCGUGAUUUCAUUCCCUUCCACUCAAAGACAAACAUUGUGGCUGAUUUAGUUUGUUUAGGAGCAGCGCAGUGUAAAAGGGUUUUAGGCUCUUUCAGAGAACAGCCGCGCCAUGUUAGAAACACUACAGGAAUAAAACACCCUGUGAUGUCUGUGCUGUUUACAGGUAAACAUCAGAGCGGUGUGAGCGCUCUCGUGUUUGUGCAAUAAACAACCAGGCUUGUUGUGGCUACACAUAGCACAGAGGUGUGACAACGCUCGCACACAUGGAAAGCUUUGCCUUUGGCCUUGUUUAGCAGCAAAUGGAAGACAUUGAGACACUUUUUCUCUUUCUAGAAGAAUAGCAAAGCACUGUGCUCAAGUCACACGAGUGGAGACCAAUUUUCCCAAGAAGACAGAUAUGUUAAUUCCUAAAGUGAAGGCACCUUUCGUGCUGUUUUAUCUGUCUGUCUUAUAUGGGGUAGUCUGUAUGAUCACAAGACUCUGAACACAAGGCAAAUGGCUAAAACAAAAAAAUGGUCUCUUUGUGAGGGGGAACAAAUAACACUGUUCAUUUUCUUUCAGUUUGACCUUGUUUCAGACAUGUUUUUCUAUUUUAAAAUGUUUAUUUUUGCAAAUGAGAAUGCCAAAAGCCAAGUCUAAGCCAAGAGCACUGACAAAGACAAAUAAGAGAUGCACUCUUCGAUGUUCCUCAGUUUGUGUGUUUUCAUUUAUUAUCAGCACUUAUAAAACUGUUAAUGUUAAGACAUUAUAUAAAAUGCCUUGAUUUAUACCACCAGCGUUUGUAAACAUUAGCAGCAAAACUGCCCUGACCAGUCUGAUAAAAUGCUUUAAACUCUCCUUCUGUCAACAUUUGUCAAUUCCAAAGAUGGGGACGCUAUCUGCUAAACUGUUGGAAGUGGAUAAUUUAUUUACUUUUUAAAUGCAAUGUUGACCUCUGUAUCUCAUCCGUAAGCUGGAUGUAUUCAUUUCCCAUAGCAUUUAUGUUUUGUACUUGAGCUGAAAAGACUGUUAUUCCUCCUGUGUUCUCUCCAUCUGCUCAACUCAUUAAAGACAACGGCAAGAAUUUUAAUUUGAGUGUUGUUGCUGCAGAUAUGCGUGGACCAAUAACUACAAAUGUCCUUGUGUGUGUUUU